CGUCCGAAACAUUUCACGCUGCGGUAAAAUGGAACUAAAUUUUCCCCGCCGUGAAAUAAUUCACUCCCAAUCAUAUGAUUCGAAUUGCUGUGUACUGUUACAAGGAUAAACAAGCGUUCUGCAGAAGCUCAGAAGCCAGCGAUACCCCGGUACGGCAUGUAACCAUUCCACAACGCUACGCUUGCGAUUCUGAACCGUAGCAACCGGCGUUGCUACGGCGCGCGAGAUGGAAGUUCAUCUAGUAGUCCGCAGCUAGUUGGCCUAUAAAAUCGCGAACGCUGGGCCGUACCGGUUCACAUUUCAGUCUGCAUCCGCUGUGAACGUUUGGUUGUCCAUUGCCGUGAUCCGUUUGUGCAUUGUGCGUCGCUGGUCCAAGAUUCAAGUUGUGUUACCAAUUCUGGCACCUAAAGCUUAACGAUGUCUAAUAAUUCAGAGUUGAAUUUAACGUUGGCCCGUUUAAAUCGCGAACGCAAGGCCUGGCGUCAGAACCAUCCAUGGGGAUAUGUCGCCUGUCCGACAAAGCACUCGGACGGUUUCACCGACAUGUUUUGCUGGAGAUGUGUAGUUCCCGGCAAGCCAGGGACUCCAUGGCAAAACGGUCACUACGAGCUGUUAAUGUAUUUUUCCCUCAAGUAUCCUCAAUCGCCUCCGUUUUGCAAGUUUUGUCCACCCAUCUAUCAUCCGAACGUUGACAUCCAGUACGGAUACUUAGAGCUCGACAUACUGAUGAAUGAAGCAUGGCGUCCAUCGUAUACGGUGAAAGACAUACUGAUAGCAAUUAACGAGACGCUGGCCGUGCACAACCCGCGAUAUAUAAUGAAUAAUGACGCUGCAGAAGAGUUUCGUACAGAUCCCUUGUCCUACAAAAAUCGUAUCCGCUGGCAGAGCAUCAGGAGCAUGCGCUUGAGCGGAUUGUUCGAUUGACGGGUCUAGGGAGAAGCAAGCGGCGGGGGAGAAGGAGCUGGGGUUUUUUUUCGUUCAUGUUCCUAGGAUAGACGAGACUUUGUGUGCCACGUAAAAGCGUGCCAAAUUGAAUAAAUUUGCUGAUAAUAAUAAUAAUAACGCUCUGUUAGUGUUUUUGUUUUUUUUUUAUAUGCCUACCGGUAAUAUUAUCUCUCACGCUUGCCUAACCCGGAUCAUGGAACCCGGAAAACACAAUGUCAUCGCGAAAGAAAUUCACAAGCUAACC
Anopheles stephensi (Asian malaria mosquito) is the source of this 1189-nucleotide messenger RNA. Its product is annotated as SUMO-conjugating enzyme UBC9-B-like. Gene Ontology annotation, cellular component: nucleus. The transcript has 5 exons. Gene Ontology annotation, biological process: protein sumoylation. The record is from RefSeq and is a predicted model, not a curated record. The coding region runs from base 418 to 924 and encodes 168 amino acids. Lineage: Eukaryota; Metazoa; Arthropoda; Insecta; Diptera; Culicidae. Gene Ontology annotation, molecular function: SUMO conjugating enzyme activity.